Messenger RNA from Coffea arabica (coffee), 2235 nucleotides. RefSeq lists its product as uncharacterized. The record is from RefSeq and is a predicted model, not a curated record. Gene Ontology annotation, molecular function: protein binding; mRNA binding. NCBI's taxonomy places the organism in Eukaryota, Viridiplantae, Streptophyta, Magnoliopsida, Gentianales, Rubiaceae.
AUGAAUCUUCUUCCUCUUCGCAACUGCAGCAACUUAAUCUAUCCAAUCACCAGUCUUUCUUCUCUUUACCUUCCAUUCUUUGCCUCCUAUAGUACAAAAGAGUUUCAUACACAACAAGAGCUAGAGAAACAAGCUGAAGAACAGCAGAGAGAAGACGGGCAACGACUGAAGCAAGAAGCUUCACUUGUGUCCCCAGCCAGAAUUCAGAAGCUAAUAGCUUCCCAGUCAGACCCUCUUCUUGCUAAAGAAAUCUUCGACUUAGCUUCUCGUCAGCCCAAUUUUCAUCACUCGUACGCGGCAUGGCAUGUCCUCAUCCUCAAACUCGGCCGCUCUGGCCACUUCUCUCUCAUGCAGUCCCUUCUCUCCUCCUUCAAAUCUCAGAAUUAUUCCAUUUCUCCUUCUCUCUUCUCCCAAAUUAUCAAAAUUUAUGGUGAUGCUGGGCUGCCUGACGAAGCCCUGAAAGCAUUUUACUUGAUUCUCAAGUUUAAUAUCAAGCCUCUUCCCAAACACCUCAAUCGCAUUCUUGAAAUUCUUGUCACUCGCCGUAACUUCCUCAGCCCUGCUUUGGACCUGUUUAAAUCUGCUCAGAGAUACGGGGUCUCUCCAGAUACCAAGUCUUACAACAUUUUGAUGCGUGCUUUUUGCCUGAAUGAUGACUUGAGUGUUGCAUAUUCCCUGUUCAAUCAAAUGUCCAAAAGAGAUGUUGUUCCUGAUGUAGAGUCAUAUAGGAUUUUGAUUCAGGGGUUCUGUAGGAAGAGUCAGGUUAAUAAGGCUGUUGAAUUAUUGGAAGAUAUGUUGAACAAAGGAUUUGUUCCUGAUGCUCUAAGCUAUUCUACUCUUUUGAAUCGUUUGUGCAGGAAACAGAUGCUCAAGGAGGCUUAUAAGCUUCUAUGCAGAAUGAAAAUUAAGGGAUGCGAUCCUGAUCUUGUUCAUUACAAUACUAUUGUUUUGGGGUUUUGUAGGGAAGGCCGUGCUUUUGAUGCUUGUAAGGUUCUUGAAGAUAUGCGAUCCAAUGGGUGCUUGCCAAAUUUGGUGUCUUACCGAACAUUAGUUGGGGGUUUAUGCAGUCAGGGCUUGUAUGAUGAGGCCAAAUCAUAUAUGGGGGAGAUGUUUUUGCAGGGAUUUUCUCCACAUUACUCAAUAGUACAUUUGUUAGUUAAGGGAUUUUGUAAUAUAGGCAAGUUUGAGGAAGCUUGUGCAGUUUUGGAGGAGGUAUUGAGGCAUGGGGUAGCUCCACAUAUAGACACUUGGAUGGAAAUGUUACCUAGAAUUGCUGAGGUGGAUGACCCUCAAAGUAUGGGCAAUACCUUGAAUCAAGUUUUGAAGAUGGAGAUAAAACCUGACACAAGACUUGUCGAUGCUGGUGCUGCUCUGGGUGAAUACCUGGUUAAGAAAAUAGGACAUCGAUCAACCAAGAUAUGAUCUUCUUCUUCAGAAUCAAUGGAUUGAUCAAAAUGUGUCAACUGAACAUGAGGAAAGCUGCAGUUUUUCGUCACGGAUGAGUACCUAUUACAACUCAGCGCUGUCAUUUUGUUAUCUGAGUGUACCAUGAUAACUACAAUUUGUGGUUGGUGGGCUAUUGCUUUUUCCCAAUGUGCCCAUUAUGAUCUAAUGGAGGGUGGUAUUUCCACGACCAGAAGCCUAGGAGCCUCAGUGCUGCAAUUGCCGUUGACAGACAUGCUAGUACAUCAUCAGUUGUUGCGAUUGCAGGAUUUCGCAGAUAUUGGAAGAGAUUAAGCAACUGCCUCUGGAAUUGUUGUUCAAGGAAUGUGAUGCUUCAUUACCAGCAAAGCCUAAUAGCACAACUGCUUACGUCUGUUAUAGGGAGCGAUAGCAGCUGCUACAUGGGAAUGCUUCUUUCCAAAUAGCCUGCUAUGAGCUUAGUUCUGUCAAAUAAAUUCAACGUAUCUUGAGUGCAUGGCCAUUUUCAUGACCUGCAUGGAAUCUAUUUUGGUGUCCAACAAAGAAGAGGACUAAGAACUAUGGGUGGUCAAAACCCAGGAAAAAGGAAGCAGAGCAAAGGUCGGAAGGGCGCACUACUUGAUGAACACUUUUUGGCUUCCCAUCUUGCAUUUUUCCUUCGAGAUUAAUUUUGAUUUGCCUUUUGUUUCCUUUUUAAGACGAUACGGACCCUUAUCAUGAGGACACCAAGACUAUAAUAUGAUCUUGGUAAUUUUACUUCAGAACUACUUUCCUUCACCUAGAAUUUAUAUGGAUGAUUUAGCUUUGCCAAUA